CUUGCGCCGGAGGUGUCAGGAAGUCGAUCGGUUCGCCCGAUCAUUCGACACGUGUCCUACCUUCGUCCUCUCCCAUCUUCCCCUUCUCUUCCGUCAUCCGCGUCGUCCCUCGACCGCGAGGAGGAAGACGACCACCUCGACUACCUUGAUCCCUCUUCUUCUCAGCCCUCGUCUCCCUCGCCAUCACCAUGAGCUUUUCCGUCGAACAAGUCACCAACGAGCGGCUAAUGGUACCCGGGGGUGCCAUCUCUGCAAUCCAGCAAGUGCAGCGUCCUCAACUGAGUCCAGAUCUUCUUCGAUUCGCGAUUGUCUUUAGUACAACUGCCAUCCACGUGGCGACGGAGUUCCGAUUGACGCAGGACGAGGCGACACUUGUAUUGGCCGAGGUGUCGGUCUUCCUACGCGUGUCUCCACCUGGUGAGAGCCACAUAUCCGUCAUUGUCGUCUUCAUAGGCGACAUCACGACGCUGCAUCCGGCGAGGCAUACCGAGAUCUUCCGACAGCUCCGGGGCUGGGCAACAAACAUCACGACUGCAUGGGUGCGAUUGCUGGCUCGGUCGCACGAUCGCCUCGUGACAGCCAAUGACGUCGAUCUCCAGCUUCGGGUCUCCUCCACCGCGCUAGAGUCUGCUGUGGACGCCGCUCUAUCCUUCAGAAUCAGGGAGUUCGAUGUGUCGAUUCUGGACGCGACCAAGUGGGCAGAGUGGUGGCACGCUUACAUGGCACUAAGCUUCUACCUCCUCGAAGUCGUCUUCCAUUGGGCAAAGCCUACUGACAAGAGUAAGGAGGACGAGAUAUUGGACGACGAGGUGGAGUUAUUGAUUAUUCAAGUCUGGAGAACGGACAAAGAGGGAGAGCUUCUGGGGAUCCUGUUUAGAGAAGUGCGAGAUGGCCACCUGGAUUCGAUUACGGACAAGUCGUUGAUGUUUUUGGCCCAACUACUGGACGAUCUGCCUUUGGAGAUCCUCUCGCGCUCCGACGAGAGGCCGGGGACGGGCACGCUCGCUCUGAACGUAGGAGAAACCAGCGAGGAAACCGGAGAGGAGAAAGAGGAAGAAGGAGCAACCGAGGAGGAGAUCUCCGAGGUCGAUCAUCUUCAGUACACGAAAGGAGAGGAAACGCUUGAGGAGGAGGAAUCAGAGGUUGGGUCGGAUGAUCCCGAUUAUCACGAAUCGGAGGACACCGAGUCAGAAGAGGCCAGCUCGGGACGGGAGGAGUAUGAGGAGGGAGAGGGCGGAUCGGGUGAAUUGAGUGGUCCUGCCGAGCUGAGGAGGGAGGAGAAAGAGGUCGUGGCGCAAAGAAGACGGGCAGCGACGGAAGGCAAGUGGCCGAUCGAGGAAUCAGAAGGGCCGCCACCGCAACUGCUGCAGGGCGAUCCGAUGCUUAAUCCAGAGCUGCCACAGGAGGAGAUCGAGAGAAAUGGAGGUGCCACUGCAGAGGGAUCAGGGAGCAGACGCCGCCGAAAAAGUGAAUCACCGGCUCAAUCCUCUCCACGGCCCAGCCUUCGCCUACGUCGAGAUGCGGGCGCUCGGGCUUCGUCCCCGAUCAUUAUACCGUCGUCCCCGUGACUUCCUCACCCUUCAGCAGCUCAUAGGCCGACCCCCAUUCCCUGACAGGCUACGUGGCAUCAUCGGUC
Chara braunii is the source of this 1636-nucleotide messenger RNA. The record is from the annotation of a GenBank genome assembly. Lineage: Eukaryota; Viridiplantae; Streptophyta; Charophyceae; Charales; Characeae.